This is a messenger RNA of Pediculus humanus corporis (human body louse), 3036 nucleotides long. Its product is annotated as N-acetyltransferase, putative. The transcript has 15 exons. Gene Ontology annotation, cellular component: 90S preribosome; nucleolus. The record is from RefSeq and is a predicted model, not a curated record. NCBI's taxonomy places the organism in Eukaryota, Metazoa, Arthropoda, Insecta, Psocodea, Pediculidae. Gene Ontology annotation, molecular function: tRNA binding; 18S rRNA cytidine N-acetyltransferase activity; ATP binding. Gene Ontology annotation, biological process: rRNA acetylation involved in maturation of SSU-rRNA. The coding region runs from base 1 to 3036 and encodes 1011 amino acids.
AUGGUUAGACGAAAAAUAGAUAAUCGUAUCAGAACUAUUAUAGAAAAUGGAGUCACGGAAGGGCACAGAACUAUGUUUGUCGUUGUUGGUGACAAAGGAAGAGAUCAAGUAGUUAUCUUACAUCAUAUGCUCUCCAAGUCAACUGUAAAAACUCGUCCUUCUGUUUUAUGGUGCUAUAAGAAAGAAUUGGGUUUUAGUAGUCAUAGGAAAAAGAGAAUGAAAGCAUUGCAGCAAAAGAUUAAGUCUGGAAAACUAAACGUUAAUGAAGAUGAUCCUUUUGAGUUAUUUGUAGCAUCAACAACCAUACGAUAUUGUUAUUAUUCAGAAACUCAUAAAAUUUUGGGACAAACAUAUGGAAUGUGCAUUUUACAAGAUUUUGAAGCAUUAACACCCAAUCUUUUAGCUAGAACGAUUGAAACAGUUGAAGGUGGAGGUAUUAUUGUAAUUCUUCUACGUUCCUUAACUUCGUUAAAACAACUUUACACAAUGUCCAUGGAUAUUCAUGAAAGAUAUAGAACUGAAGUUCAUACUGAUGUAGUUUGUAGAUUUAAUGAAAGGUUUUUGUUAUCUCUAGGAAAUUGUAGCAGGUGUUUAGUAGUUGAUGAUCAAUUGACAGUUUUACCUAUAUCUUCUCAGACAUUAAAUAUCAGUGCUGUAAGCAAAGGAGAUGUCGCUGAAAAUGAUCAAAAUUUAAUAGAUUUAAAAGCGAGUUUGAGUGAAACUCAGCCAGUGAGUGCUUUGUUGAAUUGUUGUAAAACCCUUGAUCAGGGUAAAGCAUUAUUAAAAUUUAUUGAAGCAAUUUCGGAAAAAACUUUAAGGUCUACAGUUUCAUUGACAGCUUCUAGGGGCAGAGGAAAAUCUGCUGCUCUGGGACUUGCUGUCGCUGCUGCUAUAGCAUUCGAUUAUUCUAACAUUUUUGUAUCAAGUCCUUCUCCGGAAAAUUUAAAAACAUUUUUUGAGUUUGUAUUUAUCGGAUUUGAUGCAUUAAAUUAUCAAGAACAUUUAGAUUAUGAUUUAAUUCAGUCAACGAAUCCUGAUUUUAAUAAAGCAAUUGUUAGAGUGAAUGUAUUUAGAACUCAUAGGCAAACUAUUCAAUAUAUUCAUCCUUGCGAUGGUCACAAAUUAAGUCAUGCAGAAUUACUCGUCAUUGAUGAAGCAGCUGCCAUACCGUUAACAUUAAUCAAAUCAAUGUUGGGCUCAUACCUUGUUUUUCUGUCAUCCACUAUUAAUGGUUACGAAGGGACUGGUAGAUCAUUGUCUCUAAAAUUGCUUCAACAGCUUAGAAAUCAAGCUGCUCCUCCCGGAGUUACCGCAAAAAACAGCACUCAAUCUGCCACAUCGAAAAAUUCUGCUUCCGGACGAAUCCUCCAUGAAAUAACGUUAAACGAAUCCAUUCGUUAUCGACCUGGUGACGUAAUUGAAAAAUGGUUAUCGGAUUUACUUUGUUUGGACGCCACGUCUAUUCAACCGAUACUUAGCGGGUAUCCAACUCCUGAAAAUUGCGAUUUGUAUUACAUAAAUAGAGACACGCUGUUUUGCUAUCACACAGCUUCCGAAGCAUUUUUACAAAGAUUAGUGGCUUUGUGCGUGGCAUCGCAUUAUAAAAAUUCACCAAACGAUCUUCAAAUGAUGUCAGAUGCUCCCGCUCAUCAUCUUUUUUGUUUAUUAGGACCGAUUAACGGCAAUACAACUUCCCUUCCGGAAAUUAUCGUUAUUAUUCAGGUUUGCUUAGAAGGAAGCAUACCUCAACGUUCGGUGUCGAAUGCGUUGACGAGAGGAAAAAAAGCAGCCGGAGAUUUAAUACCCUGGACAAUUGCUCAACAAUUUCAAGAUGAAAAUUUUCCAAUGCUUUCGGGUGCCCGAAUCGUCAGGAUAGCAACACAUCCCGAUUAUCAGGGUAUGGGAUACGGUUCGAGAGCUUUGGCAUUACUCGAGGAUUAUUAUUCGAAUAAAAUUUCUUAUUUGGACGAUGCUCCCGUCGAAGAAAACAUUGCAAGCGUUCAAGACGAAUCGUUGGGACUUUUAGAAGAACAAAUUGUUCCUCGUUCGUCUCUACCUCCUUUGCUCAUGAAGCUUAGCGAAAGACCUGCAGAACAAUUGGAUUACAUAGGAGUAUCAUUUGGUUUAACUCAAGAACUGUUGAAAUUUUGGAAAAAAGCUGAUUUCAUGCCUGUUUAUAUAAGGCAAACGAAGAAUGAUUUAACGGGGGAAAAUUCUUGCAUUCUUUUAAAAUCUAUAAAAAAAGAUGAGGAUAAUGAAAAAGAUUGGCUCAUACACUUUUCGAAAGAUUUCAAAAGAAGAUUUAUUUCUUUGUUGAGUUCUUCAUUUAGAACUUUUCCAUCCGCACUCGGAUUAAGCGUUUUACAUCGGAAAAAAUCAUUGGAUUCGGAUUAUUCAACAAAGGAAUUAACGAAAGAUGAAUUAGAUUUCGAAAUGACGAGCUACGAUAUAAAAAGGCUUGAAAUGUAUUCGAAUAAUCUCGUGGAUUAUCAUUUGAUUAUGGAUUUGGUACCGACAUUAGGAAAAUUUUAUUUUUUAAAUUUGAUGAAGGAUACGAGUUUAUCCGCCGUGCAAUCGACGAUUUUAUUGGGUGUCGGACUUCAACGGAAAACCGUCGACGAAAUAGCCGCGGAAUUAAAUUUAAAUUCUUCACAAAUAUUAGGAAUAUUUAAUAAAAUAAUUCGAAAAUCGGUAGAAUUUUUAAAUUCGAUAUUAGAAGGAAGCAUAGAGAUUAAAAAACAAAAACAAGUUGUUACCAUGAUGCCAACUUUGGAAACGGUCGAAGAGGAUUUGGAAAAAGCAGCCAAGAAACUUAAAGAAGAACAAAAACAAGAAUUGGAAAAAUUAAAAAAUGAAAAUUUAACACAAUACGCAAUAAAAGGUUCGGAAGAAGAAUGGAGUAAAGCAUUAUCGUCGAAUAAUAAAUCAAUAGUAUCAGUCAAAAGCGGAGAAAAGAAAAGACAUUUAGAAACGACGGAAAAAAAUGGAGAAAUUAAAAAGAAGAAAAAGGAAAAAUUUAAAAGAAAAAAAUUUUAA